This is a messenger RNA of Rhizophagus irregularis DAOM 181602=DAOM 197198, 402 nucleotides long. The record is from RefSeq and is a predicted model, not a curated record. NCBI's taxonomy places the organism in Eukaryota, Fungi, Glomeromycota, Glomeromycetes, Glomerales, Glomeraceae.
AUGGCAUCCCAAAAUAAUUUGGGUAGCAUGUAUAAUAUUAUUUCUCUGGCUAUUAAUUGGAAUAAUUACCUCGAUCCUAAUGUUGAUGAAGAUGAAUUAAUUGAGGAUGACCUAAGAAUAGAUGAAUUUAUGGGUAUAAUGUAUGCUGCAUUUGGUCUUCCUCUAGUUCCAUCAACUCUUUUUCGUCCUUCUUCUCCCAUUUUGGCCUCCUAUGAUGAUACAAGUUUGAUAUUUUUAUCUGAUUCGAAUGAUGAACUUUCAGAUUUUGAUGAUGAAUCUUCUUUCCUGUCUUUCGAUGACGAAACUUUAAUGUAUUAUGAAACUGAAUGGAUAGAGUUAUUUUUUUAUUCAGUUUGUUUUUCCUUUAUUCCGCUUUAUAUACUUUGCUUUGGAUUUGACUGA